Messenger RNA from Ananas comosus (pineapple), 1601 nucleotides. RefSeq lists its product as uncharacterized. NCBI's taxonomy places the organism in Eukaryota, Viridiplantae, Streptophyta, Magnoliopsida, Poales, Bromeliaceae. Gene Ontology annotation, molecular function: metalloendopeptidase activity. The transcript has 4 exons. The record is from RefSeq and is a predicted model, not a curated record. Gene Ontology annotation, cellular component: membrane. The coding region runs from base 282 to 1343 and encodes 353 amino acids. Gene Ontology annotation, biological process: CAAX-box protein processing.
GGUUCUCACUUCUCAACCUCGUGUUUCAGUAUUGUUUUUGACCACCUCUCUCUCUCUAUUCUCUCUCUCUCUCUCUCUCUCUCUCUUCCCGUGUUUAUAUUCUCUUCUCGAUGGGACGAGGAGGGAGAGGAAGAGCAGUGUCGGGUCUCAUCGCUCUAUGCUUGAUACCCUAAGCACAUCAUCACCACCAACAAAUAGUAGAGGUAUCAUGGCUCGGUAGGCCCGCUAAUGGCGGAUUAGGGUUUCGCAUGCGGGGACCUCUCUAGGGUUUCGGAGGCCCCAUGUCCGGUUCCUGCCGCUGCCUCGCCCAAUCCCCUUCCUUGAACCCUCGCCCCCGCCUCUCCUCCAGGUUUAGGGUUUCCUCUGCGAGAGGUCCCUCUCUCCCGCCCUCCUCGCUCUCCUUCGGCGGCGGCGCGGGCCGCAGAGCUUCCUUCAAGAAAUGGAGGCUGGAUCAUAUCUCGUGUUUUAAGCAUGAAGAAGAGUCAACGUCUCACUGUAAUGCAUUCGAGCAUGUUGAAGUUCAAAAGAAUGAGGGUUUAAGGAAAGCUGAGUCCGACGAGUUGAAAGCAAAUGGCAAACAUUGGCUUUCGAGCAUUCAAAAGGUAGCGAACAGAAUCUUUAUCUUUCACGGUGAUCCUUGGACAGUACCAUGGACGGCUGAAACCAUCAUUAAGGUUAUGCUUCUAUGGAUAGCAACUUUCUGGUUCGUAGGAUCGUGGAUAAUCCCAUUCCUGGCCCAUGCUGCUGGCUUCAGCAAGGAUACCCUAACCCACCGGGGACAAGCCCUCUACAGCCUCCUCACCGACAUCGCCGAGGGCCUUGCAGGAAUUGCAAUCCUCCAUCGCUGCCUUGCUCCCUUCCGCCCCCUCCCCCCUGGCUGGUUUUCCUUCAAACUCCGUGGCUCCUGGCACUUUGACGUCCUCUUUGGCUGCCUCCUGUUCCCGCUCGUCAACCUGCUCUCUCACAUCAACAUCAGCAUGGUGCCCAACCUCCCGGGCCUGCCCGUCGGUGUCUCGAGCGUGGAGCAAUCAAUUGUGGCCCGCGACCCCGUGGCGAUGGCUCUGUACGCUGUGGUGGUCUCGGUCUGCGCGCCGGUGUGGGAGGAGAUCGUGUUCCGGGGGUUCCUCCUGCCCUCGCUGACGCGGUACAUGCCGCUGAAUUGGUCGAUCGUCGUGAGCGCGGCGGCGUUCGCCCUGGCGCACUUCAACUCGCAGAGGCUGCUGCCGCUCGUGUUCCUCGGGGUGGUGAUGGGCGCCGUGUUUGCGCGGUCGAGGAACCUCCUCGCGAGCAUGCUCCUCCAUAGCUUGUGGAACGGCUUCGUCUUCCUCGAUCUGAUGAAAUGAUGUGGUGCUUCCAUGUUUAGGCAUGCUGUUGUAUUUUUCCUUUUCAAUUAUUUAAACAUUCGAUUAUUAUGUUGUUUCACUAGACAUAGCGAAUUUGUAGCAUGCAUCAUCAUAUGGUUGGGGUAGUUAAUUUUUGUCUAACACAACAGUCCUGUGUCUGGGUCCAAACUAAGUCUUUUUCUUGGCCCGGCCUGUAGAACAUGUUUAAUCGAAUGCGAAUUUAGUUACUAUAUAUAAGGUAUAGUCUACUCGAUGAAA